Toxotes jaculatrix (banded archerfish) is the source of this 1053-nucleotide messenger RNA. RefSeq names its product inhibin subunit alpha (gene inha). Gene Ontology annotation, molecular function: cytokine activity; growth factor activity. Lineage: Eukaryota; Metazoa; Chordata; Actinopteri; Toxotidae. Gene Ontology annotation, biological process: SMAD protein signal transduction. Gene Ontology annotation, cellular component: extracellular region. The coding region runs from base 13 to 1053 and encodes 346 amino acids. The transcript is spliced from 2 exons. The record is from RefSeq and is a predicted model, not a curated record.
UACACUGCAGCCAUGGUGUCCUGCGCUCUUCUCAUCCUGGGUCCUUUGUGGAUCCACAGUCUGAUUCAAGCCUGCAGGGGAGAGGAGCUGUCCAGGGAGACAGUGUUGUCCUGGUUCAGAGAGCGGGUUCUCGAGGGCCUCAGGCUGGAAGAACCUCCUGUGGCCACAAUGCUGGGUCCGGAUGGACAGCCGCAAGCAAGGCACAUGCAUUGGAGGGCCCCCAGGACAAGCAGGACAGAGUGGGUCAACCAUCAAACCAGUCCAAACCAGGACACAUCUCAAGUUAUUCUCUUCCCCAGUUCAGACUCAUCUUGUGACAUGUCUGACUCAGCUCCUGGAGAAACCACAGAAAGCUACUUCACGUAUUAUUUCCAGCCCUCCAUGAACAGCCAGGAGACCCUGGUUACAUCUGCCCACUUCUGGUUCUAUGCGGGCGAAGGAGCCACAGCCAACACUUCUGCCCCUCUGUUCAUUCUUACGUCAGCGCAGCAGCUUCUUCAGGCGGCAGAGGCUCCAUCAAAGAUGAGCUCAGAUGGAUGGACCACAUACCACCUGGAUCAGAGUCUGCUGGUCUCUGUGGCUGAAGGCCCUUUUCUACUCCAGGUCCGCUGCCCGACCUGUCAAUGCCACGCUGAUGAGCCAGAUAAGAUGUCUUUUCUUAACCUCCAUGUUCAGCCUCGUGGGCCAGUCCGUUCCUCCCGUCAGGCACCAGUCACCAUUCCCUGGUCUCCCUCUGCUAUCGACCUGCUGCAGCGGCCCUCUCAGGAGAGACCCCAGUACAGCGACUGCCACCGAGCAGAGAUCAAAAUCAGCUUUGAGGAGCUGGGCUGGGACAACUGGAUUGUCCAUCCGACAGUACUGACUUUCUACUACUGCCAUGGAAACUGCUCGGCCUGGGAUCGAACCACCACAAUGCUGGGGAUCACUCAGUGCUGCGCUCCGGUCCCGGGGACCAUGAAGUCCCUGAGGAUCACCACGACAUCCGAUGGUGGAUACUCGUUCAAGUAUGAGACCUUGCCCAACAUCAUACCUGAAGAGUGUACUUGUAUCUGA